Messenger RNA from Caenorhabditis auriculariae, 11124 nucleotides. The record is from the annotation of a GenBank genome assembly. Lineage: Eukaryota; Metazoa; Nematoda; Chromadorea; Rhabditida; Rhabditidae.
AUGGGUUGGGCCGUGAACAAAGAUCUGUUAUGCUUUCUACUUUUAAAUGUUGUUAUUUCCAAUGUAGCAGCCCAGGUUUUUAGUUGUGGCGGAUUUGUAAAAUCUGCGGUCCCCAUAGAUUUUUCCAAAUUGAAGGUUUGUUGAUUUAUCUAACGGGUUUCAUUCUGUUUUCAGGUGAAAUUAUUAACACCGGAAGGCCAUCUGAAACACGAAGAAGAGUUGAAUCCUCAAAAUGGAUAUUUUAUGAUUCCUGUCUACAACAAGGGACAGUAUUCACUGCGAGUCGCGUCUCCAGAAGGAUAUUAUUUUGGUAAAUUUGUUGAUUCACAAAAAAUAUUACAUACAUUUGCAGAUCCUGAAAUAUUCUCGUUCAAGUUGGACGGGGAAACGGAUCCGUGCACCAAGAACAAGGAUAUCAUUUUCAAUUUGAAAUGUAAAUUAUAUUUUUUGAAUAAUAAACUAUUAAGAUAUUUUUUCAGCGUUUUCCGUGAGUGGAGUCGUCGAUGGAGCCGUAGCAGGACUUCCGUUGGUUUUGACGAAAAACGGAGAAAAAGUUGACACAACGCUGACGGAAGAAGGCGGAAAGUACAAGAUGAAGGCUCCGCCAGGUUCCUGGAUUUGACUAUAGAAUUUAUUUCAAUCCAUAUUUUAAGGCAAGUACGAAGUUUCCACCGGUCCGGGAGCCUCCAAAUGCAUCUCCAGGGGAAAAUCGACAGUUGAAGUUGGAAAAGAAAUAAAUAAAAGAUGAUUUCCGAGUUUCUAGGUUUCAAACGGACCAGUCGUCGUUCUUCCGAACCUGAAAAUCUCCGGCCAUCAAUUGUCGGUCAGUGUCACCAAAGGAGCGACCGGCGUUGAGGGAAUCCCCAUCACACUUUAUUCUUCGUCUCAAAUCGAGGUGACAAAUUCAAGCCUUAAUGAAAAUUGUGUGUUGAUGCUGUUUUUAAUAAGAUUGAUAACAGCCAUCUCAUGUCGUGUUUCAAAGGGAUUUCGCGGAAAUCAAAGUUGUCUCUGACUCUCCAAAAAUUAUUAGUCUUUUUCACUCUCUGACAGUUAUCGAACAGUUUUAUCACGGCUUAGCAUAGUUUCAAGGAAAUACUAGCGAUUUUCAAGGCUUAAAAAAUUAUAUACAUUUUUGACGUCAGAUUCACGAGUAAAAACACUGUGGAUUACUUUUUCGGUUUUCAGAUUUUUUUUUACUUAUUUUUCGAGCUCUCGAGAUCUUUUUUUGAUAUGAUUUUCCAGCUUUUGAUGAAUUAAUAUUGACAUUGAACCUUCAUUUUUCAAAAAUUAGAAAAUUGUGCAGGUUGAGUCAGCAUCUUGAACUUCAGCAUCUUGAUCCAUGUAUGCUUGGAGUAUUCUAGCCGAAUUCAGUAAUUUAUCAAACAGGAAAAUGACAUCUCUUGUAGAAAAGCUAACAAAGAUUUGUGAAAUAACUUGCCGAAAGCCGAAAUUGAUAAAAAAAAAAUCUUAGAGGGAAUAUUUCCAAUUAUCAGGAUUGUUUCAGUCCCCCACCUGCAAGAAACUCUUCUUCUUUUUUUUCGCCAAUAUUUAGAAAUUUUUGACAACACAGUAUAAUGAUCUUCCUUGUAAGAAAGCUAAAAAAAAGUUUUUUUGUAAAAAAAUUGUUUUCCAAGAACUAAAUUUGAUAAAGAUUUGAAAGAAUAAAGAUACAAGUACAAUUUUCCUUCGAUUAUCACGAUAAUUUCAGUUCCCCAACUGCAAGAAGCUCUCCUCUAGAGACAAAGAUGCUCCAACCGGGGCUCAAUUCGAAUGUUCUCUCGGAAAAACCGGGAAAGACGGAAAAAUCGAGAUUUCCUGCUUCCCGUCAGGAAAAUAUCAAAUCCGACCUCAUUCGAAAUCCGCCGACACGUGGCUCUCUUUCUCUCCCGCUCUUCAAACUAUUGACCUCCAAAAUAAUAACGGAAAGGUUUUUCAUUAUUUUUUAGGAACAUUUCAACAAAAGAAAACAUUCUUAGGUUGAAUUCGAAGUAUCUUCCUUGGGAAUCCGCGGAAAAAUCGCUGUUGGGGCUAAAGGUUUGGCGGAUACGGAGGUUCUUUUGAACGGGAAGAAAAAUCACGACAACCGACGUCAAUGGAAACUACGUCCUGGAGAACUUGAAGGUUUGUAGUGCGGUUUUGAAACAUUGAAAUCGGCUAAACUAUUCAAAAAAAUAGAUUUAAAAAAAUAAACUUCAAAAAAAAGAGUUUUUUUCUGAUAAAAAGGAACAGAUAAUUUUUGAAUUUCAGAGAGAAUUUGAAAAAUUGAGAAGAUGAUUAAAUUUUUUUGAUUUUUUUGUCGAGGAAUACUGAAAUAUUCUAAGAAUUGGAUCCACUGACAUGUUCAUGAUUGAAUUUUACGGAAAAAAACAAUUUCAUUUUUUUAGAAUUUCCGAAACAGAAAUCUGAGUUUCAUCUAAUUAUUACACGAAUUUUUUUAGUUCAAAGGGCAAUUCAUCAUCAAAAAAAUAUCAAAUUAAUUUUUUUGUUUUUCAGUUUGAGUUCUGUUAUUGAAAGAAAGUAAAAAAAUAAAUUUUUUUCUCCCUGUUUUUUGAGUUUAUGUAUUUGCCUUGAUUUUUUUCCAAAUUUUUUUAAACCUAGUUUUUUUCGAAAAAAAUAUGAGGGUUUUAAAUUUUUAAAACUUUUUUAAAAAAAUUAAAGAUCUCAACGACCACAGAAAAAAAUAGGCAAGUUGAGUUUUUGUAUUCAUUUUAUAAAAUCCAAAAAUGGUAGACCUCUUUUUGAAAUUAUGAGGUUUCAUUUUUCCAGUUCAAAGCUCCUUUUUCAUUCUCAGUUUACAGGAAGGAAAGAUCGAACUUUCCGCCAAAGCUCCGAAUACCGUUUUCGAAUCGAAAUCCGUGAAUAUCAACUUCAAAAAUCCUUCUCUUCCUGUCGUCUCCGUUCAAAAGUAAUCUUUCACCAGUGUUCCCCAGAAAAUCUGCGUUUUUGAGGUUCGAAGUGUGUGGAAGCGUUGAGAAUGACGGCAGCAACAAUGAGUUGGUCAUGAAAAAAGACGGCGAAACUAUUUCCAUCCGACCUGAUUCCAACGGGAAAUUCUGCGAGGCUGUCGAGCCUGGGUUCUACACCAUUACGGUUUCAAAUCUUUCAAAAAUAGUCGCUGGUUCGAAUUAAAGUCAGUUCUCGGAACAGCUUCCCAAUAUCUGUGUCUCUCUGAUCCCUCACCGGCGAGGUCAGAGAAACUUGAAAAUAGCAUGUUGAAAUGAGAGGGUCGACGAGAGAAGAGACGGGCGCAGAGAAGUCCGAAAAACGGACUGUUUACGAUUUUUUCAUAUCGCUAGGGAACUUUCCAACUUUUUUCAUCAGUUAGUUCCUCGCUAUCAAUAUCCUUAUAAAAAAAUUAGAAAUUUUUAAUAAGAAUACAAAAGAAACAGGGAAGUCAGGAAAGUCGCAAAGCUUCCUCGGAAAGUUGAGAAAAUCAGAAAAUUCGCAGAUAUUUUAUUUGUACCACAAAUAAUCAAUAAACUGAUCUACUAGAUUCUGCCAAGGUGAAUUUUCAACCACUUUCAAUUCAGCCAAAAUGUUGACAUUUUUAUUUUGAAGGAAAUGUUGACCAAAAAUUGGUCGAAAGAUUAUUUCUGCAGACUCUAGUAUGCACAGUACCUUCAGAAAAGAUACGAAAAAGUUUUUGCUCACAAACUCCUUGUAUGGAGAUCAAUUUUUUUGAAAUUUACCUUUUUUCUGCCAACUGAAAGCCAACCAGAGUCUUAAUAAUAACAGUCCAGUCACCACAACUACAGGAAGUUUCAGAUAGAUCAAACUCCAUACAAGAAAGCAAACCUUUUUUUAUAUACGUAAUUGUAUUUAAAGCCGGCCGACGCUGGCUCUUCCCUGACGCCUCGAUCUCUUGGAAUCGACGUUUCUGAGAAGCCCGUCACCGGAAUCCGGUUCACCAACUUCAAAACUGAUGCCGAAGUUCGAGUCUCUUGCAUUGGUUUGGAUAGAAAAACAGUUCAAAUUUUAAAAAAAGGUUUUCCAGGCGCUUGCCCAACGGCAACAGUUGUCCUGUCUUUAAACGGAAACGAUGUCCGGAAGUCUGAAGGAACCGACGUCUUCACCUUCGAGGGAAUCGGCCCUGGAUCUUAUAAAGGUUCUUAAGUAGUCCUAAAAGGACAAAAUUAGGACCCUUCAAGGUUCUCUCUAGGAACCACCUUAUCUCCCCUACAUGGGGCUCUAAAACUUUUAAAACGACUUUUUUAGGGGUUUUAAAAAGUGACCCCUAUAGGGGAGCAAGAUAGUCGUCUUCUAGUGGACCCGAUACGUCUUUUUGACUUACAAGUCUUGAAAAAAAAAAUCUAAAGAUCACUUUAGGGGCUACUUAAGCUUCAGGACACAGUCUCUAAUCCCAUCCAGACGCCACCUGAAUUUUAGCCCUCUAGGGAGCAUUAUUUUGAGCACUUUUGGGAUUUCCUUUUUUCCUAACCUCACUAGGGACCACUUUAGCGUUUCUGAAUUGGUUCUAAAAAGUUUCCAUCACUUUUGGAAAUUUUAUUAAUAAGUUAACAAGGAAAAGUGGUUUUGUUUGCUCGGUCAUUCGAACUUCAAAAAAGUAUUAUAAAGGAAAAGAAAUUGUCAGAAAAGCACCUGACCUGAAAAAAAUUGCAUUUAUUGGACUCUGAAUUACAGAAAAUUUUUGAAAAAAAUCUGUUUUAUAAAGAAAUUAAUUUUUAUUCAAAAAGUGAAAUAAAGUCAGACAAAGAAAGAGUUUGGAUUCCUAAAAUGAGACGCGACUGCUUAAAAAAAGUUCGAAACAAAAAAAUUCAUUUUUUUAUUUGAACAUUCAGUUUCAGAAAUUUUUUUAUGAAGAAUGAAAAAAAAAUUCGAACAAUUAAUCUUUCAUAACUUUUUUUGUUCAAAGUAAAAAAAUCCUUCAAAAGAAAUUGUUUUUUUAUGGAAGUAAUUGAUAAAGGAAGAAUACGAAGGCUCUUUGAUCAUUUUAUCGUUUUCCAGCCCGGAUCGAUGAUGGCGGACGGGGAUGCUGGCAGAAAAAGGAAGUUGACCUAAUCGUCGAACGACAGAGACCUGCUCCAGCUCAACUCGUUCAAAAUGGCUUCUCCACUCGGCUUUUCAUCUCACACGAUGCCAAACUUGUGAGAAUAAUUUUGGAUUGUAAAGAAAAAGUUUAGAAAAAAAAAACUUGAUCAUAAUUUUGGGCUUUUAAAGAAGAUGAUUCAAACGAAGGUACUAAGAGAAAGUCGUCCAAGAUCUUUUUUGAGAUAAUAGGAAAAUUUUUAUCGAAUUUUUAGCAAUGUUUCCGGAAAAUUUUGGCUUUUUUUCACUUUUCACCACGAAGUUCCAUAAAGAUCCGCGCUCGUAAAAGGUCUCUUUCCAUAAACUCUUUCUUAAGGGUUUUUCGAGAACCCGUCAGAGAAAAUAUAGAUAAAAUUAUUGAUUUCUAUCUUCUGUAAAAAAAUUUAGAUAUUGAUGAUUCAAAAAAAGCGCCAGAAAGACCUUUCAACGGCUUCUUCCCGUAAGCCAAAUUUUUAGAAUUUUCGAAGAGUUCUUUAUAAAAAGGGUGAAAAAAAUCACAAUCUUCAUCUGACGAAAAAGAUAAUUAAGAAAUUUAGACCUGGACCCAUUCGGAAAAGAAACAAAUCCGAGGAGAAUUGGCCGCGAAGGGCGGCGAGGUCCAACUCUGCCUGCCGGCCCAAGCUCGAUACCAGAUUUCUCUCGACUCUUGCUUCACUUUCGAAAAACAGCAGUUCGAAAUCAGCGGUUAGACCGUUAAUGCUCUCUUCUUCAAUUAAAUUCGUUUUCAGUUCCAACGGACUCUGUCAUUGAAAAGAAGGCCGUCGCCGCCAGAAUCAGUGGACAUGUGAAGAGCAGCGAAAAACCCAGCAUGACUGUCAAGAUUCGGUUGGUCUAAAAGCGGGGAAGACUUGGAAAAAAUAAAAGUUGCUUACUAGGUUAUUGAUUCAGAGUUUGUUUUUGAUAUUUUGAGAAGAUUUUUUUCAAAAGAUCCAGGAAUUUGAAGCUAUUGUUAUUUAGAGAAUUGAUGCAAUAUGUUCACAUUAAUUAUUCACCUUUCGGUCCUUGAUCGGAGAAAGAAGAUUGUGUCCAUUUUGAUUGGAUAUGUGGGAGUCAGGAAUGCACGAGACGGAAAAAACUUUCAAAAAAAUAAAUAAUUGUGUCUUGAAAAACACUGGGAAACGGCUAAAAAGAAAAAUUGCGGGGAAACGAAUGUUCUUUGAGAGAUAGGAUAAAAAAUUAAACUGGAUGGAUAUUGAAAAAAAAACGUUCACAGUGGGCCGAAAUGCCAUAUUUUCAUCUUUUCAGCGUACAAAAUUUAUUUUUUUUUAUCUUGAAUUUUCUCGAGACGAGAUAAGAUUUUAACAUUUUCCCGAGACGAGGUAUUGCCCAGAAAGGUCUUGAAAAAUCGGUGGUAUGAAAAUUAGACCAGCUAAAAUUUGAACGGCGACGAUUCCGAUUUUUUCAUAUCGCUAGGGAACUUUCCGACUGCGAAAUUUCAGAUUAUUUCUUUUCCGACUUUUUUUUCUUGAUAAUUUCUUCGUUUUGAAGCUUCCUAUAUAAAAUAGGUACAUAUUGAAACAUAAAGAAAAAGAGAAACUGUAUUAAUAAAUCUUUUAUAAACCGAAAAUAAAAUGGAAAAAAUUGGAAAGGGGUAGUCGGAAACAUCGCCGUCGGAGAACCCAUAAGCUGUAUGAAAAAAUCGGAAAAUUCCAAAAAAUUCGCUGGUUUCUUUUUUCCUACCUCCGAAAAAUAUCGAGACAAUGUCGUCUCAUGUAUCUCUGAUAAAAGUGGUUCUGAUCCAUUGAUCCUUUUUUAUUUCGAUUGCCCUAUUAUCUCAUGGAAGUUGGAAUCUUCUCAGAUCCAGCGCCGGAGAGCGAGAAGUGACGGUGAAGAACGGCGUUUACUCCUUCGACGAGCCCCUUUCGAGCUCCGGCGACGAGUUGCUGAUGGUGCCGACGUCGCAGACGCACCUCUUCGAGCCGGCCUCCUCCCGGGUCAUCUUCGACGGCAAGUGCCACGACAACAUUGUCACCUUCGCCGCCGUGAAGGGCAUCUUCGUCGAUGGAACCAUCCAGCCGCCAGUUGCCAAUGUCAAUGUCGGUCUGAUCUUCCUGGAUCCGCUACAAAGAGACUUUUCCAGGUGAAAGUCACCAAGAAAUCCGAUCCCAACGUCGUUUUCAAUGUCGUUUCCGACGCCAAGGGCAAGUAUAGGUAAAUUUUGAUUUCUUGGACUCGCUUUUUAAUUUUAUUUCAAGUAUUACCCAAAAAAAACAAGAAAAUCUGUCAUUUAUUUAUGAAUCAAAUAGAGUAAAAGGGCUAAUCCAUGCGUCUUUCUUAAAGUAUCAACAAAAAACUUGUUUAAAUUUCAAAAUUUCAAUUGAUUCCUAAAUUUUCAAUGAGAGUUAUCAUCAAUGGAGGUUUUUUUAAUUCUAAAAUCUUUAGACUUGUAGAGAAUUAAUUUUCUUUUUCUCUGGUUUCUCCAGUUGAGUGGUAAUUUUUUCUAGUUCUACAAAGUUUUUUUUUUCUUGGAUUGAUCAUUUAUAGGUUGAAAUCGAUCUCUAACUUUCAAAAAAGAAUAAUUGGACCCCAGAUUUUGUGACUCAAUUAAUUUUUUAAAAAUCGGAUUUUUAAUCACUUUGCUUUUCAGAUUUGGACCCGUAAAAGAUGCCAACGAAUACAAGAUCGAGGCCUCCUUGGACGGCUAUAAAUUCAAUGCAAAUCCGAAGAAACACGGCGCUUUCGACAGUGUCAAGCUGAGCCAGCUCUCCAUCUCUGUUGUACGUUUCAAGGGAUUCUCAAAAAGGGAUAAUAGAUUAAAAAAAUGUUUGAUUUGGUUUGGAACGCGUAACUUUCGAAGGCGAAAUUGAAAAUCCGGGAAUCAUGAAAAUAGGUUCCUGGAACGUUAUAUCGCGAUAUGUAAAUUUUACGACAACUUUUGAGAAAUAAUAAAAAAAAAAUAAAAUUAAGCCCUUAAGUAAGCAGAAAAGUAGAAAUAAGCCCUUAAUAAGAGCUUCCGCAUAAAAAUUGAUUCUCCAGCAUUUUUCAGCCCUGUGUUCAGAACCUCGUCAGAACUUCGCAAAAAGCAAAAAAAAAAAAUGAAAAAAAUGGGGUUUUAGGUCGAUGAGAAGACGAAAAAGCCAUUGGAAGACGUCCUUCUUUCCUUGGUUGGAAGCGGAGAUUAUAGAAGCAAUAAUAUGCUGGAUUCUACUGCUCAGAUCAACUUUGUUGGAUUGGUUAGAGUUAUAGGAAAACUGAGAAGUAUUCAUUUUUCCUAGGCCCCUGGAGAUUAUUAUGUCCGGGCAAUCCUUCAAGAGUACAAGUUUUUGCCGACGACUACUACCAUCAAAAUGCAAGAAGGAAAACACGAAACGAUCGUUUUGGAAGGCAGAAGAGUCUCUUACAGGUAAGAUAGAAGUCGGGGGAGUUCAAUAAAUAGAAAAUUGAAUCCGUGGAACUUAUAAAUAUCUGAUUCUCAAUUAAUCAAUUUUUCCAGUACUUUCGGAAAAAUCCGCGAGAUGUCCGGCACGCCAGUGCAAGGCGUCGUCGUCGAAGCCCUCUCUGAAAAGUGUGAUCAACACCAGUCCGAGGCGACGUCGGGCCCUCAAGGAACCUUCAGAAUCCGCGGACUUUUGCCCAAUUGCCUCUACAAAAUCUAUGCUAAAUGUGUGUCUUCUCCUGAGUUUCUGUCCUAUUUCUUUCGUUUUCCAGCCAUGUCCGACGGAUCUUCGGCUCCUCACAGCUUCCCGUCUCAUUUCAACGUUGAUAUGACUGCUGGUUGGAGAUCCUCAAAGAGUUUUUGUACUAUUUCUUUCUAGAUGACGUCAAAAAACUUGAUUUCAUCGCGACCGCCCUCGACCAGACUACGGAUGUUGCCGUUGAGGUGAAUAAAUUUAAAACGAUAGAAAAAAAUAAAGUGAAAUGUAUGGAAUCAAGUUAAAACAUUACUCGAAAAAGCUUCAUAACAAUACAAAUUUUUUUCAUUUUUAGGCUUUUUAUCAAAUUCCUGUUCCAGAGUUUUUAUUUACUCUCGAGUCUUUCUUUAUUUGACUUUUAUUGGUAAUUUUUUUUACUUUCCGAAUAUUGUUUUUUCAGCUAAAACGGGUUUAAAAUUCAAUAAGGGACCAGCAUUUCUCAUGUUGAUCUUUAGAUUUACGAACUUGAAAAAAAACUGCAUUAUCAAUUUUCUGUGAGCUAAAAACCAUGCUAAUGCCGCUAAAUUGAGAAAAGUAAUAUUGACGUCGAAGUUUAACGUUUCCCACUCUAUAUGGUUCGAAAUAAAGAUACGAAAAAAAAAGUUUAAUUAAGAACAAUUUUUUUAUACUGUUUCGAGUCCACAUUUUAUACGGACGGUCAACGCGAAAGUUCGAUAUUAUCUCGUUAAUAUUUAAUUGAAAACGCAAAAAUCAGAAAAAUAUAUUCCUGGCAGGGGCGUUAUACUUUUGGACUCAGAAAACAAAAAAAUUAAUCUUAUCUUAGUUUUUGGUUUUUUUAUAAAUGACUUUUUCUCUUCCGCAGAUUUUUGUUGAAAUUUUUGUUUUUAAAAAAAUGAUUUUUGUGAGAUGACCAAAGUUAAAAUUGAAGUCAAAAAGCUGGGAGAAAAAGUUUUUGAAAUUUUAUUAUCAAAAAAUGCCAAUUAUUCUCGAGAAGUUUCGUGUUUCAGAUAUAAUUCGAUAAUAAAAAUUUGUUUUAUUGUUUUGAUUCUGCUAGAUUAGAAAAAAAAGUUACAGAUCGACAUGUCAGCCCUGCGAGACAUCCAAUCGGUGAAAUUGAGCGUUUCCAAAGGACACGAGCAUCUGCGGACCUCUGUCCUUCAACACCCGGUUCACCUCUUCUACAUCUCCCAAAUCGAGAGAGACGGCUCUGAAUACAGCGUCCGCGUCGAGCCUGACCGACCCCCGCAGGCCUUCCCCGCCAAAACUGGUAGGAUUAUAAUGAUUUUCCAGUGUCCUACCGGACCAUGAACGUGAAAAAGUAGGCAGACUUUAGAGGGACUUCGAAAAGUAUCAUAAAAUUAAAAAUAAAACGCGGUCUUUUUGAAUUAACGGCUAAGCUUCACAUAACUAGUUCAUUGUAAAGAUUUUUUCUUAUUCUCUAGAUUUUUUUUCGAGGUAACGAGGCUUGGGAUUUCAGUGAUCUUUUUAUUGGAAAAGUAGAAGAAGGUCAAAAUUUGGACAAAGAGAAUCAGGCAGGCUUUAGAAAAACUUUGAAAGACGUCAUAAAUGAAAGGAAAAAGCGCUCUUUUCAAAGUAACAUGAACGGCUGUGAUUCAUAUUUUCAGAGAUAAUUGAACCUUGAUAUAUAUUUAAAAUGAAUUCCGUUAAUAAAACUACAUAAAAGCAUUCUAACGAAAAUAAGCUGAAUAUAAAAAACUUUGAAAUAGUAUAGAUCUUUUUUUGGGGCAACGAGACUUGUGAUCGCAGUGACUUUUUUGAAAAAGAAAACCAUAAAACCAUAUGGAUCAAAAUAGAAGAUCUGCACUGAUAAGAAGGCCAGAUUCAAACUACCAAUAAUAUAUUAGUCCAGUUUUUUUCUAGUCUCAUUAAGAAAUAUAUUUCAUGUUCAGACUUCCUGGUCAGAUUUUCAUGAAAUCGGUUGCUAGUAUAUCAUAGAGUGAAAUUUGUGGAUCUCAACUUUUUUAGGCGACUUUGAGCUUCUAUGUAUGAAAAUUGUGUACUUUUCCGUUUCAUUGGACUCUCAAGAAGAGAAACAAAAUCUUUUAGAUAUUGAAAGUUAACUUAAGUCAUAGAAAGACGAGUUUUGAUAAUAGUAUUCAUUUUUUUGUUGUGUAAGCGUAUGAUCAACUCCUUCAGUUCAAACCAAAAAAAAAUUAUUCAACUUUAAAGUGUUCUUCUCCGCCGACGCCCCAGUCCGAGUCGUCCGAGUUCCCUUGACGUCCUCCCGGAAAGCCGGAGAAAUCGAGAUCAGUCUGAGCAAUUUCUUGGCUCUUCCGUUCUUCGUUCUAUUGCUCCUUGCCUUCUUCAACAAGGUAUAUUUUCCUAUUUUGAUUUUCUAACUCCAGAUUUUCUUCAGAAUCGAACUCUGGAACUUCUCCAAUCUCUGCAAGAAUUCUUCAUCCAAAACACUCAAAACGCUGCUCAAAAAGAAACGGAAAUAGGCAAAAAAAGAAACGAGUUUUAA